AUGUUUCGCCUUCGCCUGCUUCCCGUGGCAGCGGGGCUGUCCGCCGUCUCGCGGCGUCACCACGGGGCAGCACCUCACCCCAGGACCAGGCCCGGGCUCCUGGUGGCCAUGGCUUUUGUAGGGACAGCUGCGGCGACGGCCAGCGCCAGGUUCCUUUGGCAGAGGGCCUACGCAGGUGACUCAUCCUCUGUAAAACACGAUCUGAGGACAGAGCCGAGUGAGAAGGUGAAGCAUGAGGAGGAGGAGAGCAGCAGCAGCAGUGAGGGCAGAAAAGCUGUUGCAUCAGGAGAUGAGGAGGCUCAGCCAGAAGGGAAGAAGAAGAAGCGUUCUGGGUUCAGGGACCGCAAGGUGAUGGAAUAUGAGAACAGGAUCAGAGCCUACUCCACGCCAGACAAAAUCUUCAGAUACUUUGCCACUUUGAAAGUCAUAAACGAACACGGUGAAUCGGAAGUUUUUAUGACCCCACAGGAUUUUGUGAGAUCGAUAACACCUAACGAGAAACAACCGGAAAACCUGGGCCUGGAUCAGUUUAUAGUGAAACGCUAUGAUGGGAAGAAAUUAUCCCAGGAGCGUGAGAAGUUUGCUGAUGAGGACAGCAUAUUUUACGCACUUGGAGAAUGUGGACUCAUUUCCUUUUCUGACUACAUCUUCCUCACAACAGUCCUUUCCACUCCCCAGAGGAAUUUUGAAAUUGCCUUUAAGAUGUUUGAUCUGAAUGGUGACGGCGAGGUGGACAUGGAAGAGUUUGAGCAGGUGCAGAGCAUCAUUCGAUCCCAAACCAGCAUGGGCAUGCGCCACAGAGACCGCUCUACAACGGGGAACACCCUGAAAACUGGCUUCAACUCUGCCCUGACAACGUACUUCUUUGGGGCAGAUCUGAAGGGGAAGCUGACCAUCUCCCACUUCCUCGACUUCCAGCGCAAACUGCAGCACGACAUCCUGAAGCUUGAGUUUGAGCGGCACGACCCAGUGGAGGGGCGGAUCACGGAGCGGCAGUUCGGCAGCAUGCUGCUGGCCUACAGCGGGGUGCAGUCCAAGAAGCUCACGGUCAUGCUGAAGCAGCUCAAGAAGCACUUCCAAGACGGAGAGGGGCUGACGUUUGAGGAGGUGGAGAGCUUCUUCACUUUUCUGAAGAACAUAAACGACGUGGACACAGCUUUGAGCUUCUACCACAUGGCUGGAGCUUCACUUGACAAAGUGACGAUGCAGCAGGUGGCCAGGACGGUGGCCAAGGUGGAGCUCUCUGACCACGUGUGUGAUGUGGUGUUUGCACUCUUUGACUGCGACGGGAACGGCGAGCUGAGCAACAAGGAGUUUGUUGCCAUAAUGAAGCAGCGCCUGAUGCGAGGCCUGGAGAAGCCCAAGGACAUGGGCUUCACGCGGCUCAUGAGGGCAAUGUGGAAAUGUGCCCAGGAGACAGCCUGGGACUUCACCGUGCCCAAGCCCUAG
Merops nubicus (carmine bee-eater) is the source of this 1449-nucleotide messenger RNA. It is a transcript of the gene MICU1, whose product is annotated as mitochondrial calcium uptake 1. The record is from RefSeq and is a predicted model, not a curated record. Gene Ontology annotation, cellular component: uniplex complex. Gene Ontology annotation, molecular function: calcium ion binding. The transcript is spliced from 11 exons. Gene Ontology annotation, biological process: mitochondrial calcium ion homeostasis; calcium import into the mitochondrion. The coding region runs from base 1 to 1449 and encodes 482 amino acids. NCBI's taxonomy places the organism in Eukaryota, Metazoa, Chordata, Aves, Coraciiformes, Meropidae.